Molecule: messenger RNA, 1698 nt
Organism: Lepus europaeus (European hare)
Lineage: Eukaryota; Metazoa; Chordata; Mammalia; Lagomorpha; Leporidae
Product: serine/threonine-protein kinase MARK2-like
Exons: 3
Coding region: 1-1698 (565 amino acids)
Biological process (GO): protein phosphorylation
Molecular function (GO): protein kinase activity; ATP binding
Source: RefSeq, a predicted model, not a curated record
AUGGAAGGCCCCUUGGACUUCCAUCCUCCUCUGGAUGGGUUCCGCUUUGUGGAGGUGAUUGGCCGGGGCGGCUAUGGCCUGGUGAAGCUGGCCCGGCACCUGGCGUCUGGCAAGUACGUGGCCGUGAAGAUCCUCCUGCGAGACGGCUCUCCCAGCAGCCCGCUGUCCGCGCAGGGGGAAGCGGCCAUCCUGAGGAGCCUGCGGCACGACAACAUCGUGCGGCUGCUGGAGGAGCGGCACGCCGGGAAGCACCUGUUCCUGGUCAUGGAGCUGGCGACCAGGGGCUCGCUCCAGAGCUACGUCUUUGAGCAGGGCGGCCUGGCCGAGGACGAGGCCAGGGCCCUGUUCGGCCAGGCGCUGGCCGCCGUGAGCUACUGCCAUGGCCAGCGCGUGGCGCACCGGGACCUCAAGCUGGGCAACCUGCUGCUGGACGCGCACCUCCACAUCAAGCUGGCGGACUUCGGGCUGAGCCUGUGGCUGGAGCAGGGCACGCUGGUAAGGGGCUUCUGGGGGACCCCCGAGUACUGCGCCCCCGAGGUGUUCCUCGGGGAGGCCUACGACCCAUUUCAGGCUGACGUGUGGAGCCUGGGGGUGGUGCUGUUUGCCAUGCUGGAUGCCACGCUGCCCUUCCACGGCAAGGACACGGACAAGCUGCAGGACAGGGUGCUGUGCGGCUGCUAUGUGUUGCCGCGUGCUGUCAGCUCGGCCCUGCAGGAGCUGCUGGCGUGGCUGCUCACCGUCGACGCCUUGGGGAGGCCCAGUGCGGAGGACGCCAGGACCCACUGGUGGUUCAGCCCCGACCAAGAAGCCACCCAGGAGGACAAGGAGGACGCGGUCACCCUGCUGCAGCCCCUGGGCGUUCCCCGGGACCCAGAGGCCAGGGACUACCUGGAGGGCCUCGGCCUGCUUCCAGGCACAGGGACCGAGGGACCACCAGGCCCUCAGCCCCACGGCCCCGCGUCCCAGCCCAAGUCCUCGCAGAGCGGCGAGCGCCACCCCAGAGAGGACGCCGGCUUGUCUCUGAUGUCAGUGUCCUGUGACAGCAUGGCCGUCGACGUUUCCUCCGCACAAAGCGACUCCUCCAAGGCCUCCAGCCAGCCCCAGCAGGAGUGGAGCCCAGCAGCCAGCACAGCCCCUGACUCCUCCAAAGCCUCCAGUGAGUCUUGUCCUCUCCCUCCCACACCUGCUACCUCGGGGCCUUCAGGAGCUGAGCCCAAGGCCUCCGGAGGUGACCCCAUUCUUGACUCUCUCCUACCAGGCCAGCCACAGCAGGAGUGGAGCCCAGCUCCCAGCGCCGCCCCUGAGGCAGCCUCCACGGCGUCGUCAUCCAGCCCCAGUGCCGAGAGCCCUGCUCCCAGCGCAGCCCCCGACUCCUCCGAGACCCCCAGCCAGCCACAGCAGGAGUGGAGCCCAGCUCCCAGUGCAGCCCCUGAGCCAGCCUCCAAGGCGUUGUCCACCAGCCCCAGUGCUGGGAACCGUGGGAACCUCGCAGAGCCAGAAGCCACCUCAGCAGCCCGUGAGCCCGAUGGGACUAGGACCACAGCCACCGCUGACACCACAGCCAGCACCCAGGACAAGAGGCAGGGCCGGCGCGGGGUCGGCAGGAGGAUCCUCCGCUUCCUGCUGAGGGCGUGCUGCAUCCUGCCAUCCCGAGGGAGCGGCCCUGGCCUCCGCGGCGGCAGAGUGGUCCCCAAGUAG